Messenger RNA from Schizophyllum commune H4-8, 1263 nucleotides. RefSeq lists its product as uncharacterized. The transcript has 3 exons. The record is from RefSeq and is a predicted model, not a curated record. The coding region runs from base 199 to 912 and encodes 237 amino acids. Lineage: Eukaryota; Fungi; Basidiomycota; Agaricomycetes; Agaricales; Schizophyllaceae.
CGCCGCUAGCCGCUAUUGAAGUAGCGUUCAAUGUACCACCAUGUAUCUGCCUUUCGGACAACACCGUGACAUUGACAGUUGCUGCCAAUUUAGCUUUUCAACAGGCUCCUAGCCGCCACUUUCCUUCUUCGUCCGCCGGCCGGUCGCUCCUUCUACUACCUCAUCGCUCGACCUCCCGCCUACCUCAACGCACAAGCUAUGCCGGCCCGCCUUUCUAUGCUCGCCGUCUGUGGUCUCGCCUUUGCCUUCGGGACAAUUCCUACCUACACAUCCGCAACAUCCACCAACCCUACUCUGCCCGCCGGCUUCGCCCCCCUCCGCGUCGGCUUCGACCCCAUCUACGACACCCCUACCACCCCCAUGACCGCCGUCGCCUGCUCCGACGGGGCGCGCGGGCUCAUCCCCCUCGGCUUCCCCACCUUCGCCUCCUUGCCGAGCUUCCCGUUCGUUGGCGCGGUGUUCGCCGUGGCGGCGUGGAACUCGAGCGCGUGCGCGACGUGCUGGGAGCUGCGGUAUGAGUGUGCGGCGGGGGCGAAGGAGUGGCCGAAGGCGCCGGGGCAGGAUGCGUCGGCCCAGGAUGAGGUCGUGGGCGAUACCAAGGGUGCGGAUGCGGGCAGUACCGCACAACUUGACGAUUCGGGCGCGACUGUCGACGAGCCUCAGUCUGGUUUCGCCACCACCACUACCUCCGCCAAACCGUCCUCCCGCCGCAUCUUCUUCCUCGCCAUCGACCACGCCGACGCACCCGCCCCCGACACCAUGACCGGCAUCGACGAGGUCGUCUUCGCCUCCCUCGAAGAAGCGACACUUUCCAAGACCGCCAUGAACGAACUCACGUGCGGGCACGGCGUGCAGCUCGGGGUCGUGCAGGCGGCCUAUCGGCAGGUCAAUAUCGCGAUGUGUGGGUUGUGAGGUGGAGGGAAGGGGUAGGAGGGGUGGGGGAUGGGGAAGAGGGGGUAGGAGGCGAGGAGGGAAAGGGAGGGUAUGAAGGGUGAGGGAGAGGGGUAAGAGGAUGGUCGUUAGGACGACGCACGGAGAGUGGACGGGAUAUACCCAGGAUAUGAUACCAACCUAUACCACCACACUUGCACUACACAUACCCGGCUGUUCAAUGUCCAGCACACGCGCUACACACCUCGCACAGGCGGGGUAUCAUCAUUCAUUAUAAACAACGUGGUAUACCGUAGAGGGUAAAGAUAGAGUUGGUGGUAGCUCGCAGCUCGCAGCAGGGGGCUCGUGAUGAGGCUAACAACGCCGCCGAGG